ACGUCUUGGAGGGAGUGUCCCGGGAUUGCUGCGUGCAGAAGCACAUUUCUCGCUGCAGGGUACGACCGAGGGAUCAAUAUGGGGAUUGAAGGUGGAAGGGGGGACUUUGAAUGGGUUUACAAUGACCAACCGCACACCUCAAGAAGAAAAGAAAUAUUAGCAAAGUAUCCAGAGAUCAAGUCUUUGAUGGGACCAGACCCUCAACUGAAGUGGGUGGUAUCUGGCAUGGUGCUGACCCAGCUUCUGGCCUGCUAUCUGGUGCAUGACCUCUCCUGGAAGUGGGUCUUAUUCUGGGCCUACGCAUUUGGUGGCUGCAUCAACCACUCACUGACCCUGGCCAUCCAUGACAUCUCACACAAUGUGGCGUUUGGCAAUAAGCAGGCUCGCUGGAACCGCUGGUUCGCCAUGUUUGCCAACCUGCCCAUUGGACUGCCCUACUCUGCUUCCUUCAAAAAGUACCACAUCGAUCACCACCGUUACCUGGGGGGGGAUGGGCUGGAUGUGGAUGUGCCCACUGACCUGGAGGGCUGGUUUUUCUGUACCCCUUUGCGCAAAGUGGUCUGGCUGUUCUUGCAGCCCUUUUUUUAUGCUCUCCGCCCCCUGGUAGUCAAUCCCAAGCCUGUGUCCCGACUGGAGGCGCUCAAUGCCAUGGUGCAGCUUGUGGCAGACAUUCUGAUUUACUACCUGUGGGGGCUGAAGCCUGUGCUGUACCUGAUCUCUGGCUCCAUCCUCUGCAUGGGUCUGCACCCCAUUUCUGGCCACUUCAUCGCCGAACACUACAUGUUCCUGAAGGGCCACGAGACCUACUCCUACUACGGCCCCCUCAACUUAAUCACUUUCAAUGUUGGUUACCACAUGGAGCACCACGACUUCCCAAGCAUCCCUGGCAGCAGACUACCACUUGUAAAGAAAAUGGCAGCAGAGUACUACGACUUCCUGCCGCAGCAUACAUCUUGGGUGCGCGUGCUGUGGGACUUUGUUUUUGACGACAGCAUCGGGCCAUACGCCAGGAUCAAGCGUCACUACAAGCUGGUCAAAUCGGAGUGAGUCCAGAAGCUGGGAUCCACUGCUGCUUACCUUAAUAAUGCUGUUGGCUUUCAGGAUUUCAAGCAGGUCAAAUGAUCAAUUCCUACAGUAUGUUUAAACGAGAGGGCCCUGAAACCCAUGUUAACGAGGGACACUAUCAAACAGGUUUCCAGCUACCAACGCCAGUAGUAGGGUCUUCAGACGCAAUACAAAGCAUUUUAACUAAUUCCUUCAUUAAUGAGUGUUUGAGUCCAGCCACUUGAGUGUAUGACUAGUGAGGGAUUCAGUUGGUAAUGCAGUUAUGAAGUACUGAGAGCAUUUAUCAUUUUAUGAAGCAUCAUUUCCCCAAAACUGGCCAACACCAUUAUUGCAGAGAAGUUAUGAUUGGUUAAUGAUGACUCUGCUCAGUGUGAGCAGCAAGUGGCUGAUAUGAUGUAAAGAAAAACUCAGGUAACACUUUUACAAUGUAUAUACAAAAUAUUUGCCAGUCAUAUUAUUAGGGCACUGGAGUGACAGAGUGAGAGUGCGGACACUUGACUAGUGAAGUUAAUUACCUGCUACAGUUGAAAAAUGAAACGAAUUGUUAUGGACCAAACGUGCAUUUAGUUAACAUCAGUUGUGAGAAAACUGUUUUCAGCUGCAGUGGCUAAGACUGAUGAUCCUGAGGGACUGGCUGGAAUGAAAACCUGCACACAUCCACUCCCCCCUCAGCAGCCUGGCUGUAUAGUCUGUGCCCCUCUGUAUCAUGACGAGAUGUGUUGUGUUUUUCCUCACAGCAGUGGUUUCCAUAUGAAAACAGCACUGCUGGCUGUUUGAGAGCAUACUACAGCUUGUGGGGUUUCUUCAUUAAAUGUUUUUGAAUGUUUUAAUAUAUAAUUAAUAUAAUUUGAAACUUUACAUGAAAAUGGACAUAAAAUAUACACUAAUGAUGACACUGAACUGCAAUGACUGAACUGAUACUUUAUUAUUAUUAUUAUUAUUAUUAUUAUUAUUAUUGUUAUUAUUAUUAUUAUUAUUGUGCUUUUCAUUAAAUUGGUAAAUUUGAUAACAACAGAAGAUGUAGCCGAUUCCAUCAGUGCAAUAUAAUAAACAGGUUUUUCCUCCUC
Anguilla rostrata (American eel) is the source of this 2132-nucleotide messenger RNA. RefSeq names its product delta(4)-desaturase, sphingolipid 2 (gene degs2). The record is from RefSeq and is a predicted model, not a curated record. The transcript is spliced from 3 exons. Bases 79 to 1047 code for a protein of 322 amino acids. Gene Ontology annotation, cellular component: membrane. NCBI's taxonomy places the organism in Eukaryota, Metazoa, Chordata, Actinopteri, Anguilliformes, Anguillidae. Gene Ontology annotation, biological process: ceramide biosynthetic process; sphinganine metabolic process. Gene Ontology annotation, molecular function: sphingolipid delta-4 desaturase activity.